This is a messenger RNA of Phytophthora nicotianae INRA-310, 4594 nucleotides long. RefSeq lists its product as hypothetical. The record is from RefSeq and is a predicted model, not a curated record. Lineage: Eukaryota; Oomycota; Peronosporomycetes; Peronosporales; Peronosporaceae. The transcript has 6 exons. Bases 988 to 3102 code for a protein of 704 amino acids.
GGAUUAUACUUUAUCACAGUUCAUCUGAUUCUAUUAGAAUCUUUUCUUCAGUCGAAGAUGACGGUUUCCACCAGCAGCGAGGCGACGAACAGCACCGUGCCGACGGCCACAGCGCCCGCAGACGCGAGUUUGGACGCGUCCAUGCUGCGAACAUUUGCCGUGAUCUUGUGUAGCGAAUGUCAGUACCUAGAAUUCCCGGGAUGCGACGUUCAUGGUGCUCUAUACACGGAGCGGUUGACGGACGCGGACGGAAAGUUACACGCCAAGUGUCCAAGCUGCACUGCAGCCACCAACAACGCACGACCGUUCCGCGACGGCUGCCGUCGUUGCAAGGCGUCUACUACCGUAUCCAUGUGGGCCUGUUCAUUGCAGGAGAUCCAGCAAGCCAUCGAGGCCUUCCCCAUUGCGACGGAGGAGAUCGAGCACACGGUGAUUAACUGCGAGCGCUGCCUCAGUGCCAUUUUCCCAAGGGCUAGAGAGGUGUUGACUACACGCUCAAUACUGGAGCCGUUGGCAGCGGCUAGCGGCAAGCCGCUGAAAGUGGCUAAUUUUCAGCUUAGCAUGCCACAUGUGGACGGUUGUCUGAGAAAAGGAAUGCCGCUACAGGCAGUUGCUGUGCAAUUGCCAAAGAGCGAGCUGAAGUUUGUGGUGGAGAGGAUCCCCAGGUGUCCAUUGGCGCCGAUGUUGACAGGCAGGCCACAGUAUCGACCCAGAAAGGUGGAGGUGGUCACGCAGCAGAAUCAUUUGCAUCAGGUGAGGACAGUGAAUUGGAUUAAAAGAAUAGAUUAGAUUAGGCUGAGAAAAGCCGUUGUUGUUGUUGCUGUAGGUUGCAAUUCGACUCCUGUCAUCUGUAAUUGGAGCUUUUGUUGCGGAUUCACCUGCUUCCGCUCAACCACUUCGACAGGUUUGUUGGAGAGAUGACAGCACUUGAGAAUGGUUGUUUGACGGGUAAAUUAUUGUCGCUAGAUUGUGGCUGUGCUUGGGAGGAUGGAGCCACUCGCUUUAUUUUCUGAGUGGUCGCCGCCUCGUCAACUUUCGCAGGAGAAGAUGCUCCCAAAGGAAGUGACUGCAAGCUCAGUUUUUGACGAGCAGCAUUCCGCCUCAAAAAUUUUCGAGAGUGAUUCAAGCUUUUGGAGAUCAGCCAGCAAGACGGAUCAACAGUCUCCACUGUCAAACGAAUGGAUUGUGUGUCAAUUCAGCUCUGCGGUCACGCUUUCGUCCAUUGAGCUAAAGUGGAAAACUGGCUUUGUCCCGGAAAGCUUUUCGCUAUGUAUUUCGAGAGACGGCAUGUCGUACGAAACUGUGGCAAUUGUGACGAAGCGUAUCACUGACAGCCGGAUACUUAUACCGAAGGGAACCCAAGUGACCUCCAUUAGAAUUACGAUAUUUUCUUCCGGCCGGGUUGGUGAAACAUUUGGCCUCGAGUCACUUAUAUGCAAAGAAGCGGCCUUUAGCUCUGUGCACACCUCAACUGACGUGAUACUACGAAAAAUUCAGCAAUGGCUCUUUGAUGCUGCUGUAUCUUCGUUGCCUGAAGUCCGAGAUCUCGCGUUUCAAGCUCUGCAGAAGUUGCUGCUUGCAUCAGGCUCUCUUUGUGGGUUUUUGCAGCUGGCAACUUGCCUCGUACUCAAUACACACGUUACAGCUGCACCUACUACUGCUGACUUCGAUAAGCAGGAUUGGGAUCGCUUGGAUCUGCUUUCCGAAGGCGAGAAACAAUCCGCGCAAGUAUUUAUGAAAGAAUUGGCAACGGCGAUUCAGCGUGUUAUGAUUGGAGACCGCGCAUAUGGUCGUGUUCUAGAUCAGCGUAUUAUAGAGCAAGUGUUUGUGAUGCAAGAAGAAGAGGAUGUGACGUCAGAAAAGGACACUAUCAGUGGUAGCUCAUCAGCUUCUCUGGUGACGCUUCUCGUCGGUCGACAAAAUUUUUUGAGCUCUGUGAAGCGCAGAUCACAGUUGGGGCUGGUUAUAUUGCACAUGUUAAGCGAGUUGUCGGCGUGGCAAAUGAAACGAAUGCAGAAAGCUGAAGAAUUGACCGGUAAAAAGGAGCUCGAGCUCAUGCAGUUGGAAGAACCUUUCUCGAUGGAGAUCUGUCCCGAUUUUUUUUCUAUUUCGCACCGACUGCUUGUUAGCAUACUGUCGCGAUGGCUGCCUGGUGUCCAGGAGCAGGUUAAGAGCGAAGGAAAAGGCAGCGAUGCUGCAUUGAACGGGAAACACGGUAAUCAUGACGUGUACGAUGCCUUAGCUUCGUCAUUUGUGCAUUUUCGUGCCGAUGCUGAACUGCAAAAGGGCCACUGCAGUGUUAAUUCAUCGCUGGAACUAGCGAACGGGGGACACUUGGAUCACUCGAAGUUUUCACCAGAUGGACUAUGCGUUGCUGUACUCGAAAUCAUCACGUCAAACCUUCGUCGCUUGGUUCUCUCGAGGAUUGACCCGUUUGAGAUUGGAAUUACACCAACUUUGGCUAAGAAUGAGGAUGAUUUAUUGUCAGCCCCGCCAGUCUUAAACCCCACCGUGGCUUCCCUUGAACAACUUAUCUCGCUAGGUACAAAGCGGAGUGAUGCAUUCUUCCCCGUGUCAUUGAAAGCUGCCGCGGCGAUGGAGGUUGGAACCGAAGCCUUUUACCCAUCAUCACACCAGCGAACGAAAGUACUGGCAUCACGAAUGGGGAAGGGUGCGACGUUAGAAGUGCAAGUUCGUUGGCCUGUUCAAGAGCGAGACCAAGAAGACCCACGCUACGAAAGACUCAUUCUAAUGCUCCAAAUGGAGUGCAUUAAGCUGGACAUCCGACAUGCAAUUCGAGGCAGCUGGUAUUUCUUCAUGCAUUUGGUGGUUGAAGUGCCUUCAAGUCGAGACACGGAGGGGGUGCUGACACAGCACUUUGCAUCGUGCAUUCAGCGUGCGGGCUUCUCGUCGUGGCAGGUAGCUGCAGGAGCUCAAGAGCUCUCGAUCAACCUACAGCACCAUCUCCAUUGGAAUCGUGUCGAGAAAAUGUCCCAGGACUCUGGAGCUGGUUGGAUUCGCGUGUACCCUGCAGAUGUUGCGGUAUACGAUGAAGUACUCACCGAUGUUGAGGGAUUCCUGGCUGAGCACGGAAAAAUGUAAGACGACGAUGACACGUCCGUAGGGGCUAAUCAAAGCCGCUCUCAUGCAUGAAGCCAAUUGAAUACAAUAGACUGAAGGAGACGCUGAAAAUUGCUGUUCAUUGAGUUCCUCGAGCGACGAGCGUAACAACUGCCUUGUCCGUAACGGAGUAGGCGAAGAGCGACGUAGCAACUUUGCCUACCACCUUAGGGGUGAACGUCACUGUUACAGGAAUAAACUUCCGAGGCUCUAUGGUAGUCGUGGAGUAGGCACACGAGUAGGGUUCCUGCAGAUCUUGCAAGAAGACUGUCAUUGGUUCGUUCGAGCCAUUGCAUACAUACACAGGUGCUUCGUGCGACUUGCCGACACGGCAGCUUCCAAAUUCAACAGCCCUGGCGUGGAAGUACAGCCCUCUCCGCUUCCCGCGCUUGGUGUAGUAAAAUGAAUCUGUCUGUGAAGAAAGUUGAUGCCGAGAUCGUGCGAUUUCAUCAAACGGUGGCAAUAUCUGGAUCACUCUUCGAUCCACCACAAUACUCACUUCUCGCAAAUAAGACUUGCCGACUCGAAUUGCCAGCGACCCGAACCAGUUUUCAGCUCUAGGAGACGGAUUCAAGCUGCUUGUACGACCCCCACGUUGCUGAAGAUCUUCAGCCUGAACAAAGGGUUGAGAUAUCGGUACCACUGAUACAACGACUUCAGAUGCUGGCUGAAUCAUCCCUGUAGCUGGGCGCACCCGUAGAUUCUCAGGGGCACGAACUUUGAAUGGCAAUGACUGAACUGUGUUGUUUGACAAACGCACCUUGGCCUUCGUGACCAUCUUUUCAGCACUUUUACUGCGGACACGGUCGAAAUGGAUAAACGUGGGGCUAACUUCCACUUGGUCAACAGAUCUGCUAGCUUGAAGCUCGUCGACACGUUUGAUAGGAGUAUCAAAUCCGUCGCGCUGCUGUGUAUUUCCAUGAACCUUCAACUCCAAAUGCCGCUUCACGCUUGCUUCAAUGACAACUUCGAAUGGGUGGAACAAUGAAUCAAUACCGACUCCUCUAAACUGGAAGAUCCCGGCUACUGCUCCAGCGUAGCGUGCGUUGAAGGUUACAUGGAACGCACUCGAAGCCUUGGGCCCAAUCUCCAGCACCGCUGGAGACACGCUAAACUGGUGGCACCCAGUGCUAAGUGGAAGAAGGGAGACACAAAUCCUUCCAACCGCGUUGGUUCCAUUCGUGAAAACGAUUUGCUCCGUCAUAAUGUCGCCAACGGAGCAAAGAAACCUUCGACACCGGCGUGGAGUCUAUAAGCAUGAUCAUUACACCAAAGUCAUUUUACCGUGCAAUACGAAAUAGCUAGAGUGGUCGAAAAGUCGUACCAUAGUUGUCUCCAUUGUCACAUAAAGCUUGUUUCGAUCGAGCUAGACAACACAAUUCGUAAACGUUAGAAGAUGUGAGUGCACAAGAGAAGAUCGCACGGCGUACCAUAGCAAUAGGUCUCUCAGAUGCUUCUGGAUAUUUCGGCAGGG